AUGACCAUGUCCUUGUUUGUCCCAGGUGCCUGCUUGGCCUCUGAGCUGUCUUUCCUGCAAGAACCCCGAGACGUGAUUGCGGUGAGGGAUCGCCCGCUCAUGUUGGACUGCAGCGUGCAGGGCGAGGAGCCCGUCCACAUUAGCUGGCGUAAGAACGGGCUGCCUUUGAGCGCCAAUUCCAGGCUUCGGGUGCUGCCCAACGGCACCCUGUUGAUCGACAACUUCCAGAAACGCAAAGAAGGCAGCGACGCCGAUACGGGCGAGUACGACUGCGCCGCUCAGAAUCGCUACGGCAUGCUGGUCAGCCGCAAGGCCAAAGUCCUUUUGGCGUCUCUUCCCAAGUUCCACACCCACCCGAUGUCCAUGGCAGUAGAUGAGGGAGGUGUUGCACGCUUCCAGUGUCAGAUCAGUGGAAUACCUGAGGCCAACAUUACCUGGGAGAGAGACAGAGUGCCCCUUAGCACCACUGACAACAGGUACACUCUUCUCCCGAUGGGGAUCCUUCAGGUGACGGCUGUGAGACAGGCCGAUGUCGGGGUCUUCCGUUGCGUCGCCAGCAACAUUGCAAACACUCGCUAUAGCCACGAGGCCGUUCUCAACAUCACCGGUGGAACCUCAAGAAUCUACAAGGAGCCAGUCAUCCUGUCAGGGCCUCAGAAUCUAACCAUCACUGUCCAUCAGACGGCCAUUUUCGAGUGCAUUGCCACAGGAAACCCCAAGCCUAUCGUUUCCUGGAGCAGACUAGACGGACGCUCCAUCGGAGUUGAAGGUAUCCAGGUUCUUGGAACGGGGAACCUGAUGAUCUCAGACGUUUCUCUGCAGCACUCUGGCGUGUACGUGUGCGCCGCCAACCGGCCGGGCACCAGGAUGAGACGCACGGCGCUUGGCAGACUUGUGGUACAAGCGCCUCCAGAGUUCCUUCAGUGGCCUCAGUCUGUGUCCAAACCAGCAGGGGGCAGUGCCGUGUUUACUUGCGUGGCACAGGGUGUCCCCGAGCCUCACCUCAUCUGGCUGAAGAACGGCAAGGUUUUGAUGCCUGGACACAACGUCAAGUUGACCAAUAACAACAGUACCCUGGCUCUGACUCGUAUCGGCGCCGAGGACGAGGCCAUCUACCAGUGCAUCGCCGAGAACAGCGCCGGCACCAACCAGGCCAGCGCCCGACUGGCCGUGGCCCAAGCCAAAGACUUGCCCGCCGCUCCCGAAGGCCUCAGCGCUAGCGUGCUGUCCGCCACCGCUUUGCAAAUCGCAUGGAGCCAACCGCCCGCGGAAGUCACUGAGGGCAUUAUUGGAUAUGUGCUGCAUAUCCGCAAAAUAGGAGAGCCAGAUGCUUUGGAGCUGCAAGAAGCCAUCAGCAAAGGGGCCUUUCAGCAUGACGUGAACAACCUGGAGCCAGCCACCACCUACUCCCUUUAUCUGAAGGCUUAUUCACCACUCGGAGCAAGUCAGCAGUCUCGCGCUGUGGCGGCAACGACACUGGGUGGCGUGCCGACAAGUCCGAGCUUCUUCGCCAAGGUGUUGAACUCCAGCGCUGUCCAGGUACUGUGGGAGCUGCCCAGUAAGGCCGGCAGAGCCCAAGGCUUCAGGCUGUCCUACCGCCGGGUCCCCAACGCUGAUUUCCAGGGACCCAUCCAGCUGCCCUGUCACGUCAACGCCCACGUUCUAUCCGAUCUGGAAUCGGGUGGCGUGUAUGAAGUCAAACUGGUGGCCUACAAUGGAAAUGGGGAGAGCGAGUGCACCAAGAGGCUGGUGUCAUUGGCAGAUGAAGGCACAAGUGGCCAAAACAGCGGCGAGAACGCGCCGUGCCAGUGCAGGGACGGAGAAGCAUCUCUGGGCAGCGUUGUCAUUGGCAUCCACAUCGGUACCGCCUGCAUCAUCUUCUGCGUCGUCUUCCUCAUGUUUGGAUAUCGCCGCAGUUUCUUUUGCGCUAAAGGGACUCAGGACAGUUGGGCCGUGCCAAGUGACAACACAGGCCACAAUGGCAUCCGCAAGGAGGCGACAAACCCACCCAGGAUGGAGCCAGUGCCUCAGCAGCCAAUUUGCCCGGCGCAGUGCCAAGUGGUCAUUGAGCAACACUCAUCGGGUCUUCCUGGCACCGGCACAGGCUAG
This is a messenger RNA of Syngnathus acus (greater pipefish), 2109 nucleotides long. Its product is annotated as immunoglobulin superfamily DCC subclass member 3. The coding region runs from base 1 to 2109 and encodes 702 amino acids. NCBI's taxonomy places the organism in Eukaryota, Metazoa, Chordata, Actinopteri, Syngnathiformes, Syngnathidae. The record is from RefSeq and is a predicted model, not a curated record. Gene Ontology annotation, molecular function: protein binding. Gene Ontology annotation, cellular component: plasma membrane; axon. Gene Ontology annotation, biological process: cell-cell adhesion; axon guidance. The transcript has 13 exons.